GGAGUCGUCUCGAGCGCACACCGUACCGUCAUGUGUCGCUCGCCAACUUUCUCGAGUAGUGAUGUGAUUCGGUAUCGAAAUGUAAACGAAAUGUAUUAAUGAAUUUUGUAUUUUUUUCUAGUGUAAAUAAGUGAACCAUGGAUCAGUACGGUGAGCUUUAGUGAACUAAAAGCGAGAUCUACUGUGUUUCAAUUGGAUUUUAUAAACAUGAGGUGGUUAAUAGUGACAAUCAGUGUGAUGUUAUCAAAAACAAUACUGGCUGGGGUAGCGCCUCCCGGUUCGUGUCCUGCUGUUUGUGCGUGCAAAUGGAAAGGAGGCAAACAAACCGUGGAAUGCGUAGAUAGAGCUCUCAUCACGGUACCAGAACCGGUGGAUCCUGCCACGCAAGUACUUGACCUUUCAGGAAAUAAUCUCCAAAUAUUACCACAGGAGGCUUUUGCGAGAACUGGACUGGUUAAUUUACAAAGAGUAUAUCUUCGAAGUUGUAACAUUGGUCAGAUACAUGACAGAGCAUUCAAAGGGUUGACAAAUUUAGUGGAGUUAGAUUUGUCGCAGAAUUUAUUGACACAGAUUCCAUCAAACAGUUUCAAAGAUGCACCUUUUUUACGAGACCUCACCCUGGCUCAAAAUCCUAUAUUAAAAGUUCAUUCUGAUGCUUUGACAAAUCUUGGAAGCGUUAUUAAACUAGAUUUAUCUAGAUGCGAAAUUAGAGAUGUAGCUGCAGAUGCAUUUAGAAAUUUACGUUCAAUGGAAUCACUUAAGCUUGAUCAUAACAGACUUCGAGAAUUUCCAUUGAAUUCUAUUGAAAAAAUUGAAAAAUUGAGAGCUAUUGAUUUAUCGGAUAAUCCUUGGAUAUGUGAUUGUCGGCUUCGUGACCUGAAAAUAUGGUUAGCCAAAAACAAAAUGCUUUCAACUCCUAGUUGUUCUGCACCAGCAAGAUUGACGGGUCGACCAUUUUCAGAGUUAGCUAUUGAAGAGUUUGCGUGUAAGCCCGAAAUAUUACCUAUAAGUCGGCAUAUUGAAGCAAAUGUGGGGGAAAAUACCACGAUAACUUGUAGAACUGAAGCUAUACCAAGCGCAGUAAUAAACUGGUACUGGAAUGGUAGAUUACUUCAAAAUGGUAGUCAUUUUAACUCCCAUCAAAAAAUAUACAUUUUCGAAGAAGGCGAUGCAAAAAAGAGGUCAAUAUUGAUUCUCACGAACACACAGGAAUCCGAUUCCAGUGAAUUUUAUUGCGUUGCCGAAAACAAGGGUGGUAACGCGGAAGCUAACUUUACAGUACACGUUACGCAAAUUGCAGUCGGAAUGGCGUCACUUGGUAAUGCUCAGAUUGCGAGUUUGGGAGCGGUAUUGUUUUUAAUAAUCAUCGCUGUUUGUUUGGCAACUCUAGCUACAUUUCUGCGGCUUCGUACGACCCCUGUUUGUGAUACUAAAACUCCUAACACAUUGGAUCGCGUGGUAUCAGGAAACGAAGUUCAUCCGUCAAAUAAUGACCGUCCGCAAGUAGCUGUACUGGCUAAUAGACAGGAAUCAUCGAAUUACCGUGAUUCUAAAUGUAAUCCUGUGAUGAAACCGCCAAGAGUGAAUGAUAUACCAUAUACGACUAACCACUACGAGGGAAGAGGAAGCGUUGUGACUGCGAACGGACCUGUUGUGGUUUCACCGACGGUGUCCGCUUCGAUCGACCCUGAUCUUAUCAACGACACAAGGCCGGAUAGUGCUAAUAGGCCAGGGAGCGGCGAGUACGCACGCGAGGCUUCUGAUUCUUUAUAUCCAUCUGGAUUGUGGGAUCAAGUUAAAUUGAAUCAGACAAAUAAUUUGUCUCGGGCUAUAAGUUCAGCUAUACCCACAUACUAUAACGACAGAACACCGAUAAUCGAGAAUGGAAGUGUGAACGGUUCUCAGGAAGAGUUGGGCUAUAUGAGUCGAACCUUCCCACGAUCUCAUGCGCUUUCUGCCACAAAUACAGCGGUAUCCACAGAUGCCCCUUACCCACCCGACUAUGGCCUGCCAGUAGGAGGCGCGCGCACUCUCCGUGUGUGGCAGCGUGCACCCCCGGUUCUGCCUCCAGUGUCAGCGUUAAAACGCGUUCUUACAAUCACCAGGCCGUCUGCAGAUGACGGCUUUCAAGAUGGCUGUGCUACAGACGUUUAAAUAUACUAAAUCGUUUAAAUGGAUCUAAACAAUAUCAGUGUUGCGUAUCGGCAAACGUUACUGUGUAAGAAUUAUCGUAAAUGUGUAUCUAAGUUAGAAGUCCUAUACGUAAGACGUGUGUAAUUGGUAACACACAGGUUAUUAGUGUAAUAUUUUUUGUAUGAUAUAAUUUAUUUAGAUAAACACGGGAAGUUAAAUUGGAUCCCGAAGUGAUGGAUCCACGACUGAUUAGUUGAAGAGUGUUAGUGUAAAUUAAUAAGUGAUAUUGGAAUGGGUAUCUACGGUAUCUGAUCGCCAAAAAAAUAGUUUAUAAAUGUCAUAAAUAUAUUACGAGUAUCUUGAUUGUUGAAACUAAAAUAUGAUGAUGUUACAUGAAUAAGAAAGUGUUAUGUAUACUACUCAAACUGUAUAUUAUAACGUACGUUUCGUCUCCAAAGAUUAUCAAUUUACUUAUUUAUCCCCCAAGGUAACUAGAAAGCAUUACUUCGUGUUGCUAUGUGAUGCACUAUUAAUGUUGUUCGAUGUGCGAUAACUAAUGAGUGAAUUUUAUGUUAAAAAAAUAUAGCAUUAAUGUUGGAAAAUAAAACAGGCGAUUAUCAAAAA
Bombyx mandarina (wild silkworm) is the source of this 2757-nucleotide messenger RNA. It is a transcript of the gene Noki, whose product is annotated as Noki protein. Lineage: Eukaryota; Metazoa; Arthropoda; Insecta; Lepidoptera; Bombycidae. Gene Ontology annotation, molecular function: protein binding. The record is from RefSeq and is a predicted model, not a curated record.